AGAGCCGAGUGCGCACGAGAACAUAACAUCCAAUGGGCCCAGCUCUGCUACUACUUCACCCCCCCGAGAGAGGAUCUUGUCCACUGAGAGCGUGUGCCGACACUUUGAUUCCACUAGGGAAGACACAAGCAUGGUUGCGGAGUUGAUUCGGAAUCAGUGAGAGUCUCAUCCGGUUGAGUUGCUCCUUUUUUGGGGGGGGAAGAUGGCUAGGAUUUACAGGAUGAAUAUUGUGUUUCUACUGUAUGGACUGGUGGUGGCCUCAGCCAAAGAGGAGUGUUUGUCGGGGCAGUACACCACUGACGGAAAGUGCUGCAAGCAGUGUCCGCCGGGCGAGGGUGUCGUCCAACCGUGUGGAGCCAAGCAGACUAAGUGUUCGUCCUGCCUGGAUAGUGAGACCUUCUCAGAAAACUUCAGCCACAUGGAAAGAUGUCAGCCCUGCACAAAAUGCACGGGUCUCUUCCGCAUGGAGACGCCGUGUACGGACGACAAUGACGCCACUUGCGUGUGCAACUACGGCUACUACCUGAACAACCUCUCGCAGAGGUGCGAGCCCUGCACCAAAUGCCCCGAGGGCCAGGGCAUGCUGUACAGCUGCGAGUUGGACCACGACACGCAGUGCGAGGAGUGCGGCGGGGACAUGUACUCGGACCAGGAAAGUUCGCGGGAGCCCUGCAUCUCGUGCACCACCUGCGAGGAGGAGGAGGAGUUGCAGGCCUGCACUGCGUUCACCAAUACCAUUUGUCAAGUCCAGUACCCCUCAGUGUCCCCCACGCCCUACACGGACGUCUCCAUGUUCACCGACGACGACUUACUGAUCGACGGCCCCCCGCCCGACGGCCCAACAGACAGCAGCGCCACCACCACUGACGACGAUUUGCACAAGGGCAUCUACAAGAACCUGAACGACAAGCUCAUACCCGUCUACUGCUCCAUCCUGGCGGCCGUGGUCGUCGGUCUGGUGGCCUUCAUCAUCUUCAAGAGGUGGAACAGCUGCAAGCAGAACAAGCAACAAGCCAACAACUGCACGUCCAACCAGAACCAGACGCCGUCGCCCGAGGGCGAGAAGCUGCACAGCGACAGCGGCAUCUCGGUGGACAGCCAGAGUCUGCAGGAGCAGCUGGGCCAGACUCAGACCCACACAGCGGUGACCAUGGACGAGGACCCCUGCUUGCUGGUCCCCCUGCACACCAGAGAGAAAGUGGAGCAGAUGCUGUUCAGGCGCGGCGAAGGGGACGACUGCAACAUGGAGGAGGACUGGUGCAACCUAGCAGGCCUGCUGGGCUAUGAGGACGAACGUAUCGCCACCUUCCGCCAGGGGGAGCACCCUGUGCGCGCUCUCUUGUCCGACUGGGCGACCAAGGACUGCGCCAGCGUGGACGCCUUGUGCACGGCGCUACGCAAGAUCAACCGCAACGAUGUCGCCCAGAGUCUGGCGCUCAGCCCAACCGCCCCGAAACCCACCGCCACUUCCGUGGUGUGAAUUUAGGAUUAAAUAAAGCAGAUGGAGCUUUUUAUUUUUAGUGUGUGCACACGCAAGGAAAUGAGCUUUUUUGCAAAUUGAAUUCAAUCUGUAAUCAUUCCAAUGUGCAUUUCUGACUUUUACUGACUUUCCAGUUGUACCAAAGAUGUGUUAAAAGUCAGGCCUAACCUUAUUUAGUGUACAUUGUAGCCCCGGCCUGCCUGGACCGGAUGAGGCCUACAUCCCACCCAGUGUCUGGAUCCCUGCAAGUGUGACAAGCAGAGGAAGGAUGUUUGGAUGAUGUCAUAUGGACCUCUUUCCAUGAGGAAUAAACUUUGUCCAAAGUGACCUUUGCACACUUAAGUGGUGCCCUCUAACACACCAUAAACAACACAGUGAAGGACAUUGAACUCAUCGUGUAUAAUGUAGACAACACACACAAACAUAUACUGUAUGUAACCAUGCAUGCUUGUAAUAUAUAAAACACACACACACACACACACAUUCUUGUAUUUUUUACCUUCUUGAGCCCUCUGAAAAAUGCCCACCUCUUUAGGACCACCCCUUCUAGAUAUAUAAAGAUUUGUAUUUACAACAUUAGUAAUAUAUACAUACUAUGCAAAUAUAAAAAAAUGUAAGCUUUUAGUUUGGGUUUUUUUGUUGAAUUUUUGGUUUGUAAUUGUUUUUUAAUCGUCAUUAUUUACUUCAAGUUAUUACAGUAUGUCUCUAUGUACAUAUUUAGUUUAUGUUUUUAAUUCAUUUUGACCAAAGGGGUGCACUUGUUAUUACAUAAGUUGGCCAGAGGGGGAGCACACCAAAUUUUUACACACACUUAUUUCAUAUGCUGACCAGAGGGGGAGCACUUUUAAAACCGACAAAAAAUCCCUCCUUUUUGGGACCACCCUAAUUUUGAUAGAUUUCACCACCAGGGGUGCAAAGGAGACAUUCUCUAUUAGAUGCAAUGGUUUUCCGUAUUAGGACUAUGAUUUAUGACCUAACUUGUUCACCGGUCCUCAUAUGGAAGGUACUUUUCCUUGUUGGUGUCUCAAGAAGGGUAGAAAUACAACACACACACACAACUUUUUUAAAAUAAAAUGUUUUUUUAAAUUGUAUUUACAUAAAUCACAGAUUGUUAAUCAAUCUAAUAAAAUAGAAUAGAAAAAGCCCAACUCCAACCCAAUCGAAGUGUUGAAAUACUUAAGAUAAGAAAUUACAAGGCAAUUGAGAAGACAUACAAAUAAAAUAGUGAACUAAAUACGACACAAAAAAAGGAAUAGCGACAAUGAAUGAAAGCAACAGUAUUAAUAACACUAAUAAAAUAAGCGGUAGAAAAUGGAUGGAUAUCAAUAAUAGUUGUUUAAUGUUUGUAAUCCAAAAAUUGCAAAAAAAUAAAUAAAAAUGGUUUCCUUUAUCAACGAUUCUUGCAUCGAUUUAGAAUUAGAAUAAAUAGAAAUUGCGGUUUGGAUAUAAAUAGACUUUUUGAGCACCCCUAACAGAUAUUCUAAAAGUUUUAUGAGUAUUAGAAAAACUAAAUUGCCAAGUCCCAAAGACGUUUUUCAACCAAUCUGGCUAAAAGUUUACACACAAGUUUGUUGGUCCCCGCAAGACAUGUGCCAGGUUUUGUGGAGCUUUGACAAAACACCCAAAAGUCACAGUGGAGACUUGAAAACUGCAGUAGACUGACUCAAUAGCACCUCUGCUGGUUCCAGCCAAGUACUGCCCUCAAUUUCUUUCAGAUUUCAAAUAUUCUUUACUGUCCAUAAUUCCGGACUUCAUCUCCAUCCCUGGUGUAAGCAGCAGGAGUUUAUGAAUGAUUGUCUGCUAUACAAUAAACAACGACACAUAAAACACAUGCAAAAACGACAGCCAGCUUGAAAAAAAAGAACACACCAAAUGCACUUACUGUAUGAUCAGGAUGCAAAACAGCUUUUCCUCUCCUCUCUGCCUCCUUUCUCAGGGUAAAUGGAGUGAUUGUGUCGCCUCUAAGGAACACAACAUUGACACAAGUCAGUGUGAUGUACACAAACGUUUAAUAACAUAAUCAAACUCUUUUAGCUUUAGGCACGCAUUCCAUUCAGUUUAUUCCAUGUGAUUUAAAUAUGCUGACCGGGGGGAAACCCGCCACCUCUUUUCUUUUGUUGAAGGAGCCAAUGUGACAUGUACGGUAUGUCCUAAUUGUUACCAAUAGCUUAGUGUUCUUUAAAAUGAAGGUGUUAUGUUAUUUUUUUAUUGUUAUUCUCUAUAAUGUAGCAUAAGUCCGUUUACAUGUUGCAGGUUGUGUGGUGAUGUUGUACAGAGCAUUUAGUUCAUUUCUUGUAAAUACCAAACUCCAGCAGGGAGGAGCUAAAUGUACAUUAUAUGGAUUUAAGUUACAGGAAAUAUAAUGGGACCAAUAUAAAAAUGGCAACGCAUGCAUGCUGUGCGUUACAAAUACUAAAGCCUCCUUUUUUGACUGUACUAUAAUAACAUGAGCGUGUCCUCCCUGGACACUUUGGAUUUCUCUGGACAGUAUUUGUUUUUGGAGCAAGAGGUUGUACAGUCGUGAAUAUGUCAUGAAUUCGCACUUGAGCGUGUUAUAGGGAUUAUGCAAAUGAGGGGAGCGCUUGAUGGCGGUGACUGAACAUGUACAGCCCUGACACUCACUGAAUGUUCCUUCUAUACUAACUAACUAACGCAUAAUACUGUAUUAUACCUCAUGUGAAUUGGAGAGGUUCUUAAAAUAAUAAAGCUCAUGAAUACA
Nerophis lumbriciformis (worm pipefish) is the source of this 4199-nucleotide messenger RNA. RefSeq names its product nerve growth factor receptor b (gene ngfrb). Gene Ontology annotation, biological process: Rho protein signal transduction. Gene Ontology annotation, molecular function: nerve growth factor binding; death receptor activity; coreceptor activity. The record is from RefSeq and is a predicted model, not a curated record. Gene Ontology annotation, cellular component: plasma membrane; cell surface. Lineage: Eukaryota; Metazoa; Chordata; Actinopteri; Syngnathiformes; Syngnathidae.